AGUUUCAUCGAAUUUUAAUCACUUUGCAAAAUCCAUCCCCGAUCAUUGGGAAAGAUUUUACUUCCAGUUAUAAGCGAAAUAUCUUUACACCGGAAAGUGGCUAGAGAUAGAAACGGCAAAUUCGACACGACCCGAUUUCCCCAGUUAGCAUAACAAUACUUCGAAUUUCAACAUCAUUUAUUUUCGUCUCGUUUCAUAGCCAGAAGUGAACAGUUCGGAAAUAUUCUCACUUAAGAUUCUUAAUUACAGACUGCAAUUAAUCUCUGUGAAGAAAUGGAUUUAAACUUAAAUAACCUUAACAAGAUGGAAAUUAGUUUGGAAAAGUUUGGAACAAUCUGUGCAUGGAUUUUACUAUCAAUUUCAUUGUACUCAACAAUUUCAAUUGUUCAGUUAAUGAAUUUAAUUUUCUUUAAUGGGAUUCCCAAAAAUGGUGAAGAAUCUGUAAUCUUCGGUGUCAUUGGUAUAUUUGGAGGAUUUGUAGCGUUCACAAAAUCUUCCAUAAUUUCGUAUCAGGCAAUUGAUGGAAUUAAAAAGGCAGUUGAGUUGGGAGAUGAGAAGAAAGUUGUUUUUAUGGCUACUGCUUCAGUCUAG
Clunio marinus is the source of this 591-nucleotide messenger RNA. The record is from the annotation of a GenBank genome assembly. Lineage: Eukaryota; Metazoa; Arthropoda; Insecta; Diptera; Chironomidae.